CGUGAGUUAGGUUGCGAACUUUGCUUGGUGAAAACGCAGCGGAUUACGAGGUGAACGUGAAUGUGUGUUAGUGUGUACGUGAAUGUGCGGAUGUGUGUAUGCGUUCCUGUGUCCGUGAAAUUAAUUUUUUAACCGAAAUUCGACAAUUGUGAUUCUGCAAUCUGCCAGCGCGAAUCAGAAACAUCCAAUUACUGAUAAAAACACACAAAAGAUUCCCAAAGAAGACGGCAUAUCAAUGUCGUACAAAAGAAAAUAUUUUUCAUAGCGCAGUGUGAGAUACCCCAUCGAUAGACAGAGCAGCAGGAGAUCGAUAGCAGUAGUCCAAAGAUAAAACGCAAAUCAACCAAAUGGCCACGAACUGCGACUUCAUCGAGCAGCCAGUGAAACAGCAGCCGUUGGCCAAUGCACCAGUCAUGGGCGUCCAGGAGGAUAAGGCACAGGAGCCCAAGGAGUUGCCGGAUGAGCCGGCGAAGCAGCCAGACGGCCAACCAUACCAGCAUUUCGCUGGCGAGGAUAGCUUCGAAUGCGCCUUCGAGUCGACCAUGGACGACCUGGAGCAGGGUGUCCUGGAUGGUUACGAGUCGGACUCGGAGGCGAGUGCCAACGACCAGAUCACUGAUUCCGCCUCCUCUGGCAGCCUGGGCCAAUUGGCCCAGCAGCAGCAGCGCGAGGAGCGAUUGAGGGGCUUGCCGGGUCCACUUCAUGGCCAGCAUAUCGAUUCCGAGAUGCUCAAGUGCAUGCCGCGAUCGAACUCCUUCGACUUUCACAGCAGCAGUGGCAGCAGCUCGGAUGACGAGGAUGAUCCGGAUGAUGACGACGACGAUCAAGUUCACCACAGCCUGGGGCUCAGCCUCAGCGGGAAGUUUGUCAAGGUUGAUCUCUAUUCGGGUCACCAGAGACCCGGCUAUCUGUUACCUCCCUACAUCGAACGACGCCGCUUGUCGCAGUGCAAGGAGGAGGAUGACGAGGAUGAGGGCGACAGGACGCAGCUGGGCGGCGGCUCAUCAUCCACGGGAGAGUCAACCAAAUCCGAAAAAGCUUCGAAGGCGCCACCAAGGCCACCCACGCCACAGGAUGAGGCCUCCAAGGAGAAGUUUAAGGAUCUGGAGCGUCUGCGGCAGCAGUUUAUGCACAAGAUCGAUAGGAUCAAUACGCGAAAUAUCGAGGAGAGUGAGGCACCGCCGCCACCACCUCCUCCGCCGCCUCCCAUACCAGCCACGAUUCUACCAAAGGCGCUAAAGGCGCUACUGCACACCCAGGAACCAGUGGCGCCUCCUUCCCGUCCAUCUCCAGUUGGCCCACCAAGUCCUGCACCCACGUCCAGCGUUAUUGUGGCAAAGGAAACACCGGUUCCUGUAACACCGGAGCCCGUUUCCCCGCUGCCGCUGCCCACGGAGCCGCCGCUGAUUAUCAAGGGCAAAUUUAAGGUGACACUCGCCCAGGAGACACCCGAACUGCGAGUCGAGGCCCAGAAGCUGAGCAAACUGAAUGCCAGCUCGAAUGCCCACACCAUCAGCUUUCCCUCCAGCUUCGGAGGCUACUCCUCGGUGCAGGGACUGUUCUCCCAGCGAUAUGGCUCAAAUCGGUUUCCCACCGCCGCUCCCCACAUGUCCAAGCAGUUCUUCGAGCCAUCGCUGGUGGAGAUUCGCACGCCGGCCCAGAGCAACGUGGCGCUGAAUACAACUGGGCUGGCCAAUAGCAAUCACCAAAGCCUCACUUGUGAUACAAAUAGUUUAGCCAACAAGCCGCGCACGCCCAGCGAACGGGAGCUGGACGAGAUCUGGAUACGGCGGCAGGACGGUGGAUUGAGUGGCACUGCUGCACCAGGCGCACCGGGUGCUCCACUUCCUCUGCUCCAGCAGCAGCAGCAGCAGCAGAGACCCGUCUCCCUGGGUGGGGCGUCUACCAUGCCCCGUUUGCUGAGGAGCGAGAGCAGUGCCUCCACCACAAGUCCAUCCCGCCAGCUCACCAACUCGGGAUCCGUCUCCGUUUCCGUGUCCGAUGAUGAGCAGGAUGGCAGCCUCGGAGGAGCCGGCCGGAUGCCAGGAUCACGACCCUCCAGCGCUCCCGCAGAGCCAAAUGCCAAGGCGGCCAAGAAGGCCUACAAAAAGAUGGAAAAGGAGCAGCGUCGCCAGGAGAAGGAGCAGUCGCGACGGGAAAAGGAGGCCCGCAAGCUGGAGCGCGAGACGGCGAGAAGGAACGAACGCGAGGCGGCCAAGCUGGAGAAGAUCAACAGGCACAGCGAGAAGAUCUCACGCAGCACGGAGCGAAUGGCCAUGGCCGGUGUGGGAUCGCGGUCCGGUUCGCUGGAGCGGAGGCGAAGCGGCGAGGACUCGCCCGUGCUCAAUCAGUCGACGGUGCACGGUAUAGCGUCACCCAACCGAAGGCCAACGAUAUUCGACGUUUUCCGACCGCGUGCGAAAUCCGAUGCGAAGCGGCAGAAGGAGAAGCAUCUGCUGGAUCCCUCGUCCGCCGACAGCAGCGCCACCAGCAGCACCUACUCCGUUUCCGGCGGCACAGGCCCGGCCACGAGCUCGGCAGCAGGUGGAGCAGGAGGAGCGGCGGCAGCAGCAGGACAGGGCGCAGCGGGAGGAGCCGGUGGCCUUAUGAACUCCAUGAAGGUGGCCAUGCAGAACUUUAGCCAUCGCCAGCAUCCCGCCGUGACGAUAACGAGCGCCGACGGCACGCAAUCAACGGCAAAGAGCAAGUACAAAGACGGCAGUGCCCAUCCGCAUCAAGGCAGCGACGCGCAGUAUUACCACACGGUGACGGCGGUGCGUCCAAACUCUUCCCAACGGUCGCCGAUGACCAAGGUCAUGGAUCUGUUCCGGCAUCGAUCCAGCUCGGUUGUCAGCGAAGCCGACAAACGCAAAGCGCGCGCGGCGGCGCAUCAGCAACAGUUGGCUGUGCAAAGUGCUCACAUGCGUCGUGCCUCCGCGGAUUUGGAGAAACGUCGUGCAUCAGUUGGUGCCGCAGGUCGAGGACUGCGAGGGGAUGGUACUUUGGAUCCACACCAUGCAGCCAUCCUCUUCAGAGACUCACGAGGGUUGCCUGUCGCUGAUCCGUUCCUAGAGAAAGUAAAUCUAUCAGAUCUGGAAGAGGACGACUCACAGAUCUUCGUGAAGUUCUUUCGUUUUCACAAGUGCUAUGAUCUGAUACCCACCUCCGCCAAGUUGGUUGUCUUCGACACCCAGCUUCUUGUAAAGAAGGCCUUCUACGCCCUCGUCUACAACGGUGUGCGAGCGGCACCGCUCUGGGAUUCGGAGAAGCAACAGUUCGUGGGCAUGCUAACCAUCACGGACUUUAUCAAGAUCCUGCAAAUGUAUUACAAAUCGCCAAAUGCGUCCAUGGAGCAGCUGGAAGAGCACAAACUGGACACGUGGCGGAGCGUGCUGCACAACCAGGUGAUGCCGUUGGUCAGCAUCGGACCGGAUGCGUCCCUCUACGAUGCCAUCAAAAUUCUCAUCCACAGCCGCAUACAUCGCCUGCCCGUCAUCGAUCCGGCGACCGGCAAUGUCCUCUACAUCCUGACACAUAAACGCAUACUUAGGUUCCUUUUCCUAUACAUUAAUGAAUUACCAAAGCCCGCGUACAUGCAAAAAAGUUUGCGCGAACUGAAGAUUGGCACCUAUAACAACAUCGAGACCGCCGACGAGACGACGAGCAUCAUCACGGCGCUCAAGAAAUUUGUGGAGCGACGAGUCUCAGCCCUGCCACUAGUGGAUUCCGAUGGUCGCCUCGUUGACAUUUACGCAAAGUUUGAUGUGAUUAAUCUCGCCGCCGAGAAAACCUACAACGAUCUCGAUGUUUCGCUGCGCAAAGCCAACGAGCACCGGAACGAGUGGUUCGAGGGCGUGCAGAAGUGCAAUCUGGACGAAUCGCUCUACACGAUCAUGGAACGAAUCGUCCGCGCCGAAGUACAUCGACUGGUGGUGGUCGACGAGAAUCGCAAAGUGAUCGGCAUUAUCUCGCUGUCCGAUAUACUGCUCUACCUCGUCCUGCGACCAAGCGGUGAAGGCGUCGGUGGCUCGGAGAGCUCAUUGCGUGCGUCCGAUCCCGUUCUGCUGCGCAAAGUGGCUGAGGUUGAAAUACCAGCGACAGCCGCAGCGGCGACGACAACAACCCCGCCUCGCAGUCCAUCGGCCGGAUCCGGCAAUCGCAGCCUGAUCGAGGACAUACCCGAAGAGGAGACGGCGCCGGCGAGGAGCGACGAUGCCGACAGUGAUAACAAUAAGUCCGCCAGUGAGGAUAAAGCCAACAAUAACCAGCACGACCAGACGACGACGGCUGCGACAGCUAAUGGUGAUAGCAACAACAGCCCCGUAGAAGUGUCCUUUGCCGAUGAGGCGCAGGAAGAAGAAGCUGCCGACCAGGUCGAGCGCAGCAAUUGUGAUGAUGAUGACCAGCCAGCGUUAGCGGAGAUUGAGCGCAAGAAUGCAUCGAUGGACGACGACGAGGACGAUGGGAUGAGCAGCGCCGUGUCCGCUGCCUCCGCUUUGGGCCAGUCACUGACGCCCGCGGCGCAAGAAAUGGCGUUGGUUAGUGAAUAAACCUAAACCUACACCUUAACACUUAAUUUAAACUUAUGCUAAAGAGAUACAGCUGUUACAGAUACAAAAGAAACAAAAAAAAAAACAAUUGCUAAACAAUAACUAAGAACCCCAAAACACAACAUUAAUGAUAAAGCAGAGAACAUUAUAUUUGAAUAUGAAUAUUUGUUAAGGAUAUUAAUGGGUAAAUGGAGGUUAUAUGAAUAGUAAUGAGAAGCUUAAUAUCGCAUAUUAAUAUCCGCGGACAUUGCAACUUUGAUUGGAGUAAAAAUCUUUUUGGAUUGAGACGUCAACGGUGUGUCACUCUUCUCCAGCAGACUAUUCACAUAGCUCUGGGCUCGACCCUGUUCCAUCUUGAGGAUGUUUAUGGAUUAAAGCCAUCAUGGCUGCUAAUAUUAAAGGAAUUUUCGGUUGUGUGGAUAAAUUCUGAGCAACGCAAAAUAAGCCCUGUAUUUCUUCUGGUUGCAAACUUGUUAAAAUCGUUAUUACCGUACAACCGGACUAGAUAGGUACAAUGAAGGGAUAAUUUCUACUAUAAUUUAAGUCCGAGAUCUCUCAAGGAUGGAGCUGAACUUGAUAAUCGGAAUGAUUAACUUUUUAUUGAUAGGUUUCUUUCCAAAACAAAUUGCACCUUCCAAUUUUUCUUAGUGAUAUAUCGAUGAAUUCUGUGGCAAACAUUGUAUAGGAAUGUAUCAAUAUUCCAACUCAGGGUGAAGGGGCAAAUUCAACCUCGGAUUUGAAACUGAUAACCAGGGAGACAGGUCCUGUCGAACAGUGCAUGGGAUCUCGUAUGAGUAAUCAGUAUGCGUCAUAAUGCAACAUUGUACACAGAUACCAACUUUACAAUCAAGGUAAUUUUCACAUGUUCGAAAGCCUGGGUUGAGUUAAAGAAUGCCUAUAGAAAUGAAAUUCAUUCCUUGGAUAUCUUUCACUGGUCAUCGGGAGGACCAUGGUAAAAAGAGCUGAAGAUAUCCAUAUGUGUUAGGAGUUUGACAUGGGUGCUGUCUAUUGCAUGUGAGUAUGUAUGGGCUGCCAGGAGCUGCGGAUUGACCAACGAUUUAUUUGCCUUGCAUAACACUACAUGUCUUGUUAAGUUUAAGCCUUCUGGAUAUAAUAGAUAUUCUUAAAUAUUCAGGACAAUCAAGGGAAUGGAAGCUGUACAAUAAGACCUUAAGAAUUGGAUUUGAGACCACUUCGCGAUACUCCCGAUGUUUUAACAUCAAUUAUCCACAAAACUGAACAUUUUUCCAAUAUUAGCACCAUGGCCAUAUUUGGUAAUUCCACAGACAUGAAAAUCUUCAAGAGGAAACUGGGUCGAGCCCGGUGUGAUUUUAAAGUUUUUGAGUACACUUGGUAAUGAAAUGAUAAAAGAUGGAAAGUGAAAGAUAUGUCAAGAGUUGUUACCUGUCUAAUGAAAUGAUUACUAGAUUAAACAAUGAGAAAUUUGGAUAUUGAAUUAAUAAUGGUAAAAGGCUUAACAUAAUGAUAGGAUAUAUAAAUUUAUAAUGUAUAAAAAAUCAUAAACUUAGAAAAUAUAAGAGUUACACCAAAGUAAUGAAUGUAUAGAAUACCUAAUGCAAAGAAAGUAAGCAUGAUGGCACAAAGCGGAAAUGAAGAUGUAAAAUAGGCGUUUCUUGAAACAGAGAAUCUAAAUUUUAUUGAAAUUUUUUGUUUGCUUAUUCUAAUAUAUAUUUAUAUAUUAAUACAAUUAUGAUAUUUUAUGUAUUUUAUAACAAGCAACU
This is a messenger RNA of Drosophila melanogaster (fruit fly), 6292 nucleotides long. It is a transcript of the gene SNF4Agamma, whose product is annotated as SNF4/AMP-activated protein kinase gamma subunit. The coding region runs from base 348 to 4550 and encodes 1400 amino acids. The transcript is spliced from 13 exons. NCBI's taxonomy places the organism in Eukaryota, Metazoa, Arthropoda, Insecta, Diptera, Drosophilidae. The record is from RefSeq and is marked reviewed. Gene Ontology annotation, cellular component: cytosol.